AUGAUUCCCCAGAUCAGUAGAGGUUUUUUCUUUAUAAAAACUGCAAAGAAUUUGUGGGGAACAGUACACAUGAAAUAUUCGAUGAAAAAGAAUGAGUCACACAUAUAUGAAAUGGAGAUAAAAUCUCAUUCAAUUACUCAAGGUUCAAAAUCAGUGAUGGAGUACACAGGAGAACUUAAAAAUCUAUGGCAGGAGCUUGAUUAUUAUCUUGAACUUGGGACUGAAGAACUCAAAGAAAUUUCUACAUUUACGAGAUUUUAUAGAACGAAGGUGGGUUUUUAAAGUUUUGGCUAACUAUUUUUGAUCAGAUCAGACAACAAAUUCUAGGAUUUGAAAGGAGACCAGAUCUGAAUGGGGUGAUAUUAAUUAUACUGAAUGAAGAGAGUUGUCAAAAAUUGAUGUUGUCUACUCAGUAG
This is a messenger RNA of Spirodela intermedia, 416 nucleotides long. Lineage: Eukaryota; Viridiplantae; Streptophyta; Magnoliopsida; Alismatales; Araceae. The record is from the annotation of a GenBank genome assembly.